This is a messenger RNA of Talpa occidentalis (Iberian mole), 954 nucleotides long. RefSeq names its product olfactory receptor 51F2-like. Gene Ontology annotation, cellular component: membrane. Bases 1 to 954 code for a protein of 317 amino acids. Gene Ontology annotation, molecular function: olfactory receptor activity; G protein-coupled receptor activity. The transcript has a single exon. Gene Ontology annotation, biological process: G protein-coupled receptor signaling pathway. NCBI's taxonomy places the organism in Eukaryota, Metazoa, Chordata, Mammalia, Eulipotyphla, Talpidae. The record is from RefSeq and is a predicted model, not a curated record.
AUGUCAAGUUUCCAGAACACCACAUCAUCCACUUCCAUCAUUUUCCUGCUGACUGGUGUUCCUGGGCUGGAGGAAUUUCACAGCUGGAUCUCCAUUCCCUUCUGCUUUCUCUAUCUAACUGCUCUUUCAGGAAACAGCUUGAUUCUCUUUGCCAUUGUCACACAGCCGAGCCUCCAUGAACCUAUGUAUUAUUUCCUGUCCAUGUUAUCCACCACUGACCUCUUCUUGUCCAUAUCCACUCUGGUCACCAUGUUGGGCAUAUUCUGGUUCAAUGCCAGGGAGAUCAGCUUUAAUGCCUGCUUGUCACAGAUGUUUUUUAUUCAUCUUUUCACUGUCAUGGAAUCUUCAGUUCUAUUGGCCAUGGCUUUUGAUCGUUUUGUGGCCAUUUCUAAUCCUCUCAGAUAUGCCUCUAUCUUAACUGAAGUUAAAAUAGCACAGAUUGGAAUAGCGAUAGUCACCAGGGGGACAUUAAUACUGAUACCUUUACAGUUACUCCUCAAGCGUCUGUCAUUCUGCCGAAGCCGUGUGCUGAGUCACUCCUACUGUUUUCACCCUGAUGUGAUGAAGCUCUCUUGCACAGACACCCGGAUCAACAGCAUAUUUGGGCUGACUGCCCUGAUCAGCACUGCUGGGGUGGACUGGAUCUUCAUUUUCCUUUCUUAUGUUUUGAUCAUCAAAACUGUCCUCCACAUUGCAUCCCCAGUGGAGAGGAAGAAAGCCUUCAGCACGUGCAUCUCCCACAUUGGGGCUGUUGCUAUUUUCUAUAUUCCAUUGAUCAGUCUGUCCUUUGUUCACAGAUUUGGAAAAGGGGCCCCACCCUAUGUCCAUACCCUGAUUGCCAAUGCCUACCUGCUAAUCCCCCCAGUGAUGAACCCCAUAAUCUACAGUGUGAAGACCAAACAGAUACGCAGGGCUGUUCUAAAAGUUCUCCAGUUUGGUGCAACAAAGAAGUAG